Molecule: messenger RNA, 6899 nt
Organism: Hydractinia symbiolongicarpus
Lineage: Eukaryota; Metazoa; Cnidaria; Hydrozoa; Anthoathecata; Hydractiniidae
Product: DNA repair protein REV1-like
Exons: 17
Coding region: 211-3783 (1190 amino acids)
Biological process (GO): error-free translesion synthesis; error-prone translesion synthesis
Cellular component (GO): nucleus
Molecular function (GO): deoxycytidyl transferase activity; damaged DNA binding; DNA-directed DNA polymerase activity
Source: RefSeq, a predicted model, not a curated record
GCCAACUUUUUUGUGUAAAGAUAUUCUAGGAAGAUUGUUAGAUAGCAAAAUAUUGUAUUUUCGUGAUUGAUCCUUUUGUCAUGCAUGGUUUUAAAGAUAACAAACGAGACGGGGCUUACUGUUCUUUUAGCUAGCUAGCUAGCUACCUAGCUCUAGCUACACAGAUAAAAAAAACUCACACUAUUUCUAGGUCCCUGAGUUUAAGAUAGUAUGGAUCUUAAUUCAAAAGAAAACACAGCUUUUAAGCAGCAGUUUAAUAAAGGUGAUCCUAAAACAUGUAGUGAUGAUGGGUGGGCCGAAGUGGGUGGAUACUGGAAAAGCAAGAAUGAGAAACUUAAAAAACAGUUUAAUGCUACUAUCGUCAGAAAGUCAUCGAUUUUUGAUGGUGUUGCAAUUUGGGUUAAUGGAUUAACAUAUCCUUCCUCUGAUGAAUUGAAACGAAUAAUGGCUGAACAUGGCGGAAGUUAUAUUCAUUUUUUCUCCAAGACCAAUGUUACUCAUGUGAUUGCAACGAAUAUGCCUAACAGCAAGAUUAAAAAUCUAAAAAAAAAAGAUAAGGUUGUCCAUCCCGAUUGGAUAGUUGACAGUGUACAGGCUGGGCGUUUGUUAGCAGUGGAUAAAUAUCUUUUGUAUUCAGUUGCAAAGAGGGACGGUGCAGUAUUAAAGUUCCCUGUACAAAGUAAAAGCCAUUCCGAAGCCAAUCUUUCGAAAAAUAAUGAAACCAGCGAAACCAGUGAUGCGAGCCAGUCAGAAAUGUGCAACACACCUGAAAGCAUGGAUGACGAUUUCACUAAUGUUGAUUUUCAACAGGAUAAAACAGAAGCAGCAGGGCAGCCUGUUUUAUCGAAACAUGACUACUCAGCCGUAUCGAAGACGCCUUUAAAAGCGGGCGAUGAUAAUUUUAUUUCUGAAUUUUACACUCACUCGCGUCUGCAUCAUCUAUCAAUGUGGAAGGCAGAGUUGAAAAAGUUUGCGUUUGACAUACAGAAGAAACGUAAAGAAUUUGAAAAUAAACAUUUGACAAGCAUGCCACACAAAUAUAAAAUAAUUAUGCAUGUAGAUUUAGACUCGUUUUUUGUUUCUGUUGCUUUGAAGAUGAAUCCUGAAUUAGCUGGUAAACCUGUAGCUGUUUGUCAUUCAGGAAGAGGAAAUUCUGAAGGAAAAAGUUCGUGGUCAGAAAUAGCCUCCUGUAGUUACGAAGCAAGAAAAUUUGGUCUACGCAAUGGCAUGCUGUUAAACAAAGCUAAACAACUUUGUCCUCAACUGGUUUGUGUGCCGUAUUACUUUGAUGAGUACAGAAAUGUAUCACAAAAGUUUUACGAAAUCUUAUCUCACUUCACAUGCAAUAUUGAAGCUGUGAGUUGCGAUGAAGCUUUGUUGGAUAUCACUGAAUUGGUGGAGACAGGAGAAACGAUUCUAGAGGUUGCUGAAAACAUUCGGAACGAAAUUUUAAAGAACACAGGUUGUAUCGCUUCAUGUGGUAUUGGUAAUAGCAUAUUAAUAGCACGCCUCGCUACGAAGCAAGCAAAACCAAAUGGAAAGUGCUAUGUUUCCAUGGCAGAUGUUCCUGAAUUUAUCAAACAUCAGAAUGUGAAAGACCUUCCUGGGAUUGGAUGGGCACAAGGUCAAAAGUUAGAAGCGUUGAACAUUAAAACCUGCGAAGACUUGCAGAAAAUGACAUUAUUAGUAUUACAAAAAGAAUUUGGAGUAAAGUUAGGAGAAACGCUGUUCAACUUUUGUCGUGGAAAAGAUGAGCGAGGUAUCAAAAUGGAUCAAGAUCGCAAAAGUGUGUCUGCUGAAAUAAAUUACGGAAUGAGAUUCACAGAGUAUCACGAGGUGGAAAAGUUUGUGUAUCAGCUCUCUUGUGAGGUGGAGAAACGAUUGAAAGACAUUCAAAAAAUGGGGACGCACAUCACAAUCAAGCUCAUGACGAGACGAAAGGAUGCACAGGACCCUUCAAAGUACAUGGGUCAUGGUUGGUGUGAAAACCUGUCUCGAUCAAGCACCUUACCAACACCAACACAUGAAGCGAAGAUAAUCGGAGACAGAUGUUGCAGUAUUUUGCGCACCCUUCAAAUACAAGCGAAAGAUUUCCGUGGUAUGGGAAUUCAGAUGACAAAACUCACCGAUGUGUCACUGCAAACAACGCACACUAAGAGUUUGCUUGAGUUCACAAAACCAGUGUCUGUUGAAGAGCUGCAAAAACAGCAAACUCGUGAAAAGCGAAACAAAGAAACAUCAACAAAGAAAAGCAGUAGCUUGGAUAACUUUAUGAAACCUGUUGCUUUUAGUGCUUGUGAGAAAACGGCAGAGACAGUCGAACUUCCUCCGUUGCCUUCGUUUCAGACACGGCACUCAUCGGCUGGAACAUCGAGUUCUUUUGAGCCGCCUUCUUCAUUGAGUUGGGAUCCCGCUGUACUUAGUGAACUUCCUGAAGACAUACAAAAAGAAUUAAAAAUGUAUCAAGCACAAAACGUAAGUUCUGCCGAAUCGAAAUCUAUAUCAACGAAACAGCGCGUCAGUCCUAAAAAGAAAAUUCCUCAAUCAAAAAAAGGCUCGCCAAAAACGAACAGUCCUUUGACCUCGGGAAGGGGUAAACAAAAGCGACUUCGAGAUUUUGAUGCCUCUAAAUAUGGCGAUAUUCGUGUGUCAUCAAGAAAAUUGGUUUCAAAUGAUGACCAAUUUACAGGAACAGGCGCAAAAGCAAACGCAACAGAAAAACAACAUGUACGAACAAGCAGAGAGAAAGAUGGUAUUCUCUCUCCUUCGCAGAUUGAUUUAGGUGUUGUGAAUGAACUUCCUGACGAUAUUCGAGAUGAAAUAAUAUCGAAAAUGAGAAAAACUGGUCAUUUGAGUCGACGCAACAAAGAGAAGAACAGAAAAAAUACAGAUGAAAAUUUUCAUCUUAAAAAAGCCGACCAACACGAAACGAAAUUUAGCUGUGGCCGUGAUAUGACAGAGACACCAAUGAAGAAGAAUACAUCCAGCGAAUCAACUUCACCACAAACCAAUCAGUUUCUUUUGUCUCCCUCUCAGCUGGACCAAUCGUUUUUGAGAGCUUUACCUGAAGAGGUAAGACAAGAUGUUAUAUCUGACGCUGAAAAAUCGAAGCAAAGAAGACAUACGCCGAUAGCAAAAUCACCGCUAAAUGUGGAGGCUUUUAAUACCGAUAAGGAUACUGGUAUAAACAGAUGCGUUAAUAGUAAACUUCGUUGUGACGACAUGUUGUCGCCGUCACACAGACGCGUCAAUAAUGCACUCCGUUGUGACGACAUGUUGUCGCCGUCACAACUGGAUGCGAAUGUAUUAGCCGCACUACCUAUUGACUUGCAAAAUGAAGUCAUGCAGCGUGCGGAAGUUGAAAAGAAAAGAAGACAGAGGAAAAGAGAAGCAAAUACUGUAGUGAUUCCAGACUCAAAUCAUGCCGAAGAGGAAAUAGAUGAACCUGUAAAAAUGAUUAAAUUAACUCAAAUUCUACCUAUCCUGCACGGUGCAUCUGAAUAUACAGAUAUAAAAAACAUUUUGAAACAAUGGGUAGAUGAAUAUGAAGAGCCUUUUUAUGAUGACAUUAAGGAGAUAAAAACUUAUCUCCAGAAGUUGUUGAGCUCUCAUAACAUGGAAACUUUAUUUCUCGUUCUUAAAUACCUUAAAAGAGUAACGGCAUCGCUACCAUCUUGGCAACCUCAUUAUAACAACAUUUUGGAAACAACUCAGAUGGAAAUGAAGAAAAUGUAUUCUGGUGUUCUGCCAAUUACACCGUUUGCUAUGACACACCUGAUAUAAAACCGAUUUCGCAUGACAUCUUGGAUCGCAACACAAAACAAGCGUGGAAAUGACGCAGAAUGUAACACCGAAAUGGACAGCCAUCAAUGAUACCGUCUUACCCAGUGGCUUUGCAGAAGAUCGAACGUUUGUUUUAAUCGAAUCGUUAAUUCUUUUAGCGAUAUGCUUUUCAAAUGCCUCUCUUAUUGUUAUGUUAAUCAAAUCGAAAAAUACGAGAACGAAUAAAAAUGACUACUAUGGUUACUAUCUCUUGCAUUUAUUUACAGUGAAUCUUUUCUUUGCCUUGCUUAUUAUUCCAGGUUCAAAUUUUACAAAUGAGCGGCUGGAUAACAGAAGCAGUAUGUAGUAGGCUGAUCUCCUUCCUACAUGUUUUUGGUUCGACGUUAUGCGUUGGGAGCAUAACUAUGAUGAUUUUGGAAAGACAUCUUGUCACAAUAAAACAUUGCAGGAGAAGAACUUUGUGGAGGAAAGUAAAGCAAAAACUUAUGUUUAUAUGGGUUUGGGCCAUAUGCACUGCUCUCCCUCGCAUAUCUCCUAAUUCAAAUAGGACAUUGUUUCAUUGGAAGGUGAAUGAAGAUUACAACAGUGUCUAUGCAAAAAUUUACUCCUUGUUUCUGUUUGUCUCGAUUGUUUUCGUACCUACUGUAGUAAUAUUGUUUUGUUGUUACAAGAUAACGAGUUCAUAUUCAACGGAAAGCGCAGUUUUAAUCAAACGAAAGAAACGUUACCGGAAAUUUACGAAAAUGGUGGUUCUUCUUCUGAUCGUAUUUUCAAUUGGUUGCACGCCUUCGUUCUUAUUAGAACUUGUUAUAAAUUUCCGUCGGGGCGUUCGCAAAUCGCCGCAGUUGGUAUCGACUAUGUUAUCGAUGUUCUGUUCGACGUACUUUCUAUAUCCUUGUCUAUUUUUUGUUAUGUAUCGCAAAGUACUGACCCGUAAGAAAGAUGAAUCGCCGAAAAUGCUAGUAAUACGGCGUUCGUUUUACGAUAUAUACGAAAACAUACCCCAUAAAUCAUCUGUUAAAAAUUUAUUUCCAAAUCGUCGCCUGUCAAUGCAUCGAAAAAGUUACGACGAUGAAAUUGCGAGUUUUAUAACCCAGUGUUAUGGUGAGUCUUGUGUUGAACCAGAACUGACCGAUACCAAGAUUAAGGAACGUUUGUCGCUUGACUUCACUUUCAAGAAGGAGUUUAACAUGUUUUCAAGACUGCAGAGAAGAUUAAGCUCUUACACAGAGUCACGCCAAGUGCAGUACAAUAUGAAUAAUAAUUUAUUACCUUCGUAUCGUGAAUAAUAAAAGAAGUUACAGACGAAAGAGGUAUACCUCAAUGCCUUGAUAAGCGCCCCUUAUAAAGCAACGCCCCCUUAAAUACUGUACUGUGUACUACACCAGGCGUUUAUUUGAUGGGGCGCUAAUUCAAAAAUCCAAUAGCGCCGGGGUGCUUAAAAGACAAUACGGUAACUACAUGAAAACUAUGUUGAUGUCCAUGUUAACUGAAACUUUGUUAAAACACGCGUGCUAUGCAAAUAUUUUGCUGAAAAUAGUUAUUUGUUUGUAACUGUUUAUUAUGUUGGAGGAAAACAUGUUAAGACUUGGGAAAAGAUUUGCUCUCUUUUUUUGUCUUCACUUUUUACAUUGAUUUUCUUAUUUUUUUGUCGUAAUUAGUGAUAUGUGUGUUGUUAGUGUUUUGACCAUCCCUGUUCACAGGACUUUUUAUUGGAAUAUAUGGAAAAAUAGCUAAGAAUCCUGGUCACGAUAAUGCCAGGUUAUUUCAUUUUGUAGGCAGCUGGCUGAGGCGAACUUCGUAAAAAUAGUUUAUUCGUGUUUUUUUUUAAAAAAAAAAACAGGGAUUCGUUUAUUUGUGGUCAAAUUUGUUUCUUCUACCAAGCAUUAAGAAGAAAAACAAACCCUGAGGAGACUAGGAUGACCUGAAUUGUUGUGUUGAAAGAAAUAAAAGAAUUCAUUUGGUAACAACAUUAAAAAUAUAUUUCUCUGGCUGUUCAUAAGUAUUCGUCAAUUGCGCUGUUCGUAUGCUUAAUGUCAAGAAUUUUUGUGGAAAGGAAAGCGGUGAAGGAAAAUCUAAGUCGUGGACGAUUUUUUCUACGACUGAUUAUUGGCAGCGCUUGUGUCCAUACCAUAUUUCUGUAACUAUAUGGAAAAUAUCGUUGAACUUUUCAUGUUUGAGUGCAAUGCUUCACUCGCGCAGGCGAAGAAAAUCACUCAAAUUGCAACCUCGUUCUUAGGACACAGGAGCCAAAAGACCCGGGUACUAGCAUGACCCGAAUUGGCUGUGCUUGGAAUGUGAAAUAUGACCAUGUUUGUAAAUACACACCACUGAUGAAUAACCUUGCCCUCCCUCCUUCUCAAGAAAAGCUAUUUACACCGAAAUUAUCAUUACAGCGAAAGAACAAAAACAGAAUUAGAAGAAUUAAUUUGACAACAAAAUUAAGAAUAUAACUGAUUUUUACCGUUCAUAGGUAAGGCUUGAUUGCGCUGUUCGUAGAGUUUUCGAGAGGAGAACUUUUUAUGAAAAGUCCGUAAAAAAUUUUCGGAAUUAAAUUUCGCAUUCGACAAAACACAAUUAAGUUUGAAAGAUCUCUAUUCCCUUAAAGUGUUGCCGAAUAAAAAAUAUUCAUAUUUACACAGCCAUGCAUUGUCUUUCUGAACUUUCUGAACUUUUAUAAAAGGAAUGCUUGUUUCGUGUAAAUACCGAAAGCGAAACGUUAUUUGUAGGUAUAGCUAUUUGACUCAUUUGCCUAUGCAUUAGACUGGAUUCAUAUUCUUUUUUGAUUAUUACGAUGUUUCAAAACAAUGCUCUAGAUAUAGCCAUCGUUUUUUAAAAAUAUCAUAUAUCGAUUUUCUGAAGAAAUAGAGCUUUGUCUAUACUUUAUGUGAAGUUUCUCUUAAAACAAGUAAAGGUAGGAAAGAGAUUCUUUUAUACUUAUCAAGGCUAGGGUGGGCGUUUUGUGACAACACAUGACGCGACGGCUAUAUACAUGAAUAGCGGCUGGAGCUGAUACAACACGUAGAAACUCUAGAUAAACUUUUGCUCUUCAGAAGGUAUUUCCAAAUUAAAAAAAAGGAAAAUAUGAGUGAAGGCUCAAAGAAUUAUCAAGGUGA